CCGUUUCAGCUAGGGAGAUUUCAAUGACUCGUAAUGAACAACAGUUUGAACAACGACCACAUCGACCUAAAAGGGCGUUAUCAAAAAUCAGUGACGACAAUAUCUUAGGAAUCUCUUGGAAAGAAGAACAGGAAUUACGCAAAGCCAUGUAUGUUUCUCUUAGAGAUCAACAACAAACGAAUUCGGAUUCCAGUGCUUGCAAUCACCUCAUGACAUUACGUUUCCAGCUAGUAAAACGACCGCAUAUGUCAACACAUACUGAUACGAAAAUGAGUUUAUCGAAGCCACGAUCAACCAUUCAGUUUAAGCAUGCUAGAAAACAAAGUCGCUCAAAAGUUGUCUCUGCAAAUACCACCUUUUCAAAAACUAGUGACGCUUCUGAGCGAUCUCAAAACAAAGAAGUAUUAAAAUGUGAUUCAAACAAUAAUAAAAAAAAUGUUAAAUCAACGUAUGAAGAUCACAAAUCUUAUCUUGUAAAUCCUUCACAAAAUACUAGUCAUAUUUGCUUACGAAAUUUAUACCAUAGAAGAAACAUAAUUGAUAAGUUCAAUGUUAGUAAUCAGUUGGUUGAUAACGAUGCUAACAAGCAAACUUUAUCUAAUUCCGCUGAAACAUUUGAAACAAACAGUCUAUCAUCGAAUCCUAUUCCAUCUAACUAUAGUCGACGUCCUACUUUGAUGAAGGCUUCAAAUUAUUUGAAAUCAAGUCCAACUAAUACGAACAGUACUCCACGAAAAUCUGUUGUUAGAAAAACACCUUACUCGUCUAUUUUAAGAAAUGGUUCUCUCCGAUCGGAGAACGUUCAUACAUAUGCUUCAUGCAGGUCUCCGAAGAAAUUGGUGCACAGUUUAAAACGAUCGAAACUAUUAAUAAGUUCGGUCAGUCGAAUGUUAUCUGUAAAAGAACUUGAUAACACUUUUAAAUGUUCCUCAAAUCUUGAUUGUGAAAGUGAUUCCCAGUUGAUUUCAAAAUCCUCAUGUGAAUCGAUUCCUUCUGAACUUUGGCGAAAUGAUAUUGGUGAACUUGCUUCGGUGCAUGAUUUUAUUAACUUUGUAUGCUUUCAUGUUUAUUAAUUUCUGUCAAAUAAAAGAUUGCCCAACGACUGGAGAUCCUAAUACAGAAAGGUCCGUUUACCCGUACAGUAUCCGCAGUCGACCUAUGCCGCGUACGUUAAGAGGUAAUUUAGGAUCAUCUAACUCCCAUCCUAAUAAUAAAAUGCUUCCCAAAAACUCUGACAUUUCAACUCAGCGCAAAAGUUACGCUUCUGUCAACUUACCCCACAUAAUUACAAACUGUCAACCUGCAAAAUCCUCACCCGUCACAAGGUCAACUACUUUAUGCGUGGCCAAAAAGCUUGCGUCUAUCCAACCAUCUCCGAACGUAUAUUCUUCAAAUUCACCAGUUUCUUCACCUUCAAAAAUGGCUAUAUCUGAUAACUGAUUUUCGUCUGACAAGUACAAGCUUUGUGUCGAGGAAAAUGAGCCAUUCGACCCAACUCUGUUAUUUUCACCUGCAUCAUUUCAAACAAGUAAGCUUAAGGUUAUGAAUCAUUAAGCACAAUAAAUUUUAUUCAUUGUCAAUAGUUGUCUCUUUAUUUCUAAUCCAACGUUGGCAUGCAUUCUCAAUUUGCUCAAACUCUUGAUGGAAUUCAUAAUAAUGCAGUGAAAUGCAUUUACUUUAUUAAUUUUUAUUAAUUCUUGUACUAUGUUAAUCACAUUUUCUCUUUAAAAUAUGAAACAAUGACAAUAAAUUAAGUGAUAAAGCUUCA
Molecule: messenger RNA, 1768 nt
Organism: Schistosoma turkestanicum
Lineage: Eukaryota; Metazoa; Platyhelminthes; Trematoda; Strigeidida; Schistosomatidae
Source: the annotation of a GenBank genome assembly